Molecule: messenger RNA, 1497 nt
Organism: Triticum aestivum (bread wheat)
Lineage: Eukaryota; Viridiplantae; Streptophyta; Magnoliopsida; Poales; Poaceae
Exons: 3
Coding region: 231-986 (251 amino acids)
Source: RefSeq, a predicted model, not a curated record
UCGGCAGUCGGUCAAUCCGUCGCGAACGCUACCUCCCCUCUCACUUCUCCCCUCCAACGCUACGAAGCACCAUUUCACUCCUCACUUCUCUUCUCCCCCAAAUCUCUCUUCGCCCACGCGGCGGAGCCGCCGGCGACGGCGUGGAGGAGAUGAUGUUGGUAGCUGCCCAUGGAGGGGCCGCGCUGACGCGAUGAGGGCCCGACGGCCAGCCACGGAUCCAAACCAGAUCCAUGGAGCGACGGGCGGUGGCGCGAUGGCAGAGCUGUGCAGAGGGUGGAGGCGCAACCAUGGCGUCGUAUGCGAGGUCGGCGUGUGGGGUGGGGGAUCUGGGCGAGCUCCGCCGCCAUCUGCCACCGCCGCCGUCCCCGCCAACCCGCACGGCAGGAUCCCGAUCCCCGCUCCUCUUCCGCGUCUGUCGUCAAGGAGGAGCAGCGCCGGACGCUGGGAGGUCCAGUAGCCGGGGCCGCGGAGGAGCCGCGCCGGCCGCCGGUAGGUCCAGUAGUCGGGGCUGCGGAGGAGCCGCGCAGAGCGCCGGGAGGUCCAGACCAGAAGCCAUGGCCGCUGGGGAAAGGCCCGUUGGGGCGAUGGAGAGAGGGCGUUCGCGCUGUUGGGAGCGAUGCUUAGUGUUCGGGCUGGGGCUCCUCUCGUCCCGAACUAAUUCGUUCGAUCGAUGCCCAGAUUCCUCCGGAACGAAUCGUUCGGUGUGGGGAGGUCCCAGACCGAACGUUCGGCCGUUAUCGGCGUCCUAUAUAUUUUUGAAAGGAAACCGAGCAAUAUCUCAUCAAAUAAAGUCAAAUGGAGCAACUUCCCUUUCGGGUGAAACUUUACGAGAGUAUCCAAGUCGCAAGACAGCUCGGGAGGGCACGGCCGAGGCAGCCGAGGUGACUGGGAGCUAUCUUGUGCGCUCCCGCACCCAGGCGACCAACAGGAGGUUGCGGGGUGGCCGGAGCAAUGGCUUGACUGCUUCGUGGGAGCGCUCAUGGUAGGUGCAGUCUACAUAGGGUCAGGGUCGGCAUGGGCGAGAGAAAGGGGUAGGGAAACCUUGGCAUCACAGAGUUCUCCCACAUUCCCGAAAUGAAAGAGAACUAACAAGGACACAACAAUUAUUAGCUCGAGCUCAAAAUGAGCCCGUAUAAACACUAAAAUCAUAAAAAAUGUUUUUUAAUCUGAUUUAUUUUUUCUAUGAAACAUUGACAAAAGUUUCGAGUGCUUGUAAAAUUUCAUCAUGAAAUCACAUUCUGGAAGUGGUGGUAAAAAAUAAACUAAUGCUCCAAAAAUGGUAUAGUCGAAAGCAUUUUUUUGCUGCGGCUUCCACGAAUGUCAUUUCAAAUUGAAUAUUUGCAGGCUGUUAAAACAUUUGUUAAAGUUUACCACACAAUUUUUUAGAAUUCUUUGAAUGUUUUUUCACCUUUUUCGAAUUUACUGUUCAUGCGAGCUCAGUUGAGCUCGUGAGCAAUUGGGGACUUUCCAACUGACAAGUACUAAUAUCCACCAAGA